Messenger RNA from Uncinocarpus reesii 1704, 2406 nucleotides. RefSeq lists its product as uncharacterized. Gene Ontology annotation, biological process: protein deubiquitination. The record is from RefSeq and is a predicted model, not a curated record. The coding region runs from base 1 to 2406 and encodes 801 amino acids. Gene Ontology annotation, molecular function: protein binding. NCBI's taxonomy places the organism in Eukaryota, Fungi, Ascomycota, Eurotiomycetes, Onygenales, Onygenaceae. Gene Ontology annotation, cellular component: cytosol; nucleus. The transcript is spliced from 6 exons.
AUGCCAGAUAUGCCUCAGGUCCCUUCGGACGAUGCCAUCAAUGAAUUUGUUGCCAUCACAAAGACAACCAGGGACCAUGCAACCAGUCUCCUCCAGGCAAACAAUCUCGAUGCGAAUCAAGCCCUCAAUGCCUUUUUUGAAAGUAAUAGUGGUCAACCACCCCAGAAUCAAUGGCCGGUGAGCUCGGAGCCAGAGCCAAAACCUCCUGGCUAUCCGACCGAGAAUGUUCAAAAAUCAUUCAAUAUCGACCGGGGCGAUAGCUACACAGCUCCUCCGUCACGCCCGCCAUCACGAAUAGGCCACCGUUCGGCACUUGAGAGAGUCAGAGCACAGGAAACCGACGGGGCAGCGUCUUAUCGUAAGGACUUUUCCCACAGGAUACAAGUCUCGUCUAUUGAUCUGCCUCUAGCACAAAGCCAACACAAAAUGACACUGGAAGAACGCGAGGAGCAUGACAUGCAACAGGCCGUGGCGGCGUCCCUGAGUCGCAGCUUUGAUCGUGCUGGCCAAGAGUCUGGAGUUGUAAGCGCUCGUGGUACUCAAUUCGGCCCUGCCAACCGUGAUUACUAUGAUAAUGCAUCGUGGGCUAUGACUACGUACAACGACCCUACACCCAGGCAACCAUGUAUGCACCCAGACCCUGAGGAGCGGAAAAGAGAGAAUGGCUUUCCUGCGUUCUGCCGUCCUCUGGCAUCGGCUGAAUAUCUUGGAGCUUGCAUCACCAUACUUCAUUCUAUUCCAUUAUCGAGGGAGGCGUUUAUCUCAAGGAAUCGGCUGAUACCCGAUUAUGGUCACCAUCCAUUUUGGUGGAACGGAGAGCCAAUUGAUACCCCCCCGACUGGCAAUGACAGUCAGUCCAGGAACUCUGAUAAAGUGUUCGUGGAAGCGCAACGGUUAAUGGCUUUUUUGGAUGGCACCACUCGUGCAUUUGGAACAAUAACCUCUCUCGUCGACAUCCUAACGUCCGGCCGAAAUCGUCCCGAGAAAGUAUUGCCAGAGUUCUUAGAACAAUGGCAACGAGAAGCCUUUUUAAAGAAUCGAAACCAACCCAGUAGCAACCUCUUUGAGUCAACCUUGCUCACCAAAUCUAGUAACCCACAGCCACAGAUCUCCCGGUUCCCUUUUUGUGUUGCGGAGAUGGAGUUCGAACCUGACGAAAAUGAGACUCUAUAUGAUGUUAUUGACAACUUCCUCUGGCAGGGAACCCCGCCAAACAAGCCUCACAGCACAUGGCUAGGAAAGAUUGCUCCCAUUUUUACCAUGCGUUUGAGGGUUAGCGGCAAAACCACUCGACCCGUUGGAGUGAAGAUCCCCGCAACUUGGUAUCCCGACCGCUAUCUAGAAGCGAAUCAAGGUUUUGUUCAAGAGCUACGAGAACGUCGACUAGAUGCUGAAGCUGAUUUAGAGAAACUGAAAGAUCUAAUUGAGGAUUAUUCAACUGCUAUACUUCCAGGGGGCCAAGCCACGCCCUUCAAGACUCUUUUGGAAAACGCAAUUGCCGGCACAAACAAGGUCGUGAAAGGCACUCGUACCGACACAUCCGCUGACAGCAGCGAUGACACAUGGGAAACUAUCCUUACGGCUGAAGAAACAGAGAAACUGGUGGGCGACUUGAAAUCUCUCGCGGAGAAAAUCGACCGAAGACUGGCCACGUUAUCUCAGAAAGAACAGCAGGUGAAGGAGAGCCUUAAACGAUUUUCUAAGAGCCUGACGGAGAAGGACGAUGACAGCGAGAAACCACCUCACCACAAAUAUACUUUACGUGGAGUGAGUACUCAUCCGCACCUCAUGUAUGUUUUAAAACGGGUCCCAGGCGCGAAGAACAUGAGAGAUAUAUUCCCAGAUAUGACCUUCGAAAAUGAAUGGGAGUGGUGGCGGAUAAGUUUUUCUGUAGAAGAUGGGAAGAACACCACACACCGACCCAUUCAGGACCCCUUAAGGGUGUCAAGAUCGGACGGAAGCAGUUAUCUUCUUGAUAGAACGAAGCCGAGGAUACUCAUACCUAACCAUCAGGAACCAUAUGGGUACACUAUUACUCCGGCGCGUGAACUCGAAGUGCUUCAGGCGGCCAAAGAAGAUCAUUCUUCGGUCCUUCUCGUUUACGCUAACGAAGAUGCAGUCCAGUAUGAAGGAGCUGAGCUGCCAGAACCCUUGCAGGCUUUUCUUGAUGCCGACAACCAAGCUUUCGAGGACGAAAUUAGGCGAAUGCAGGUGCGAUUUGAAAAGGAGUUAAAGGAAUUCCAGGACGGCGUCACAGAAGAAUUCGUCGAGGAUAUUGAUCUAAGAAGCGCUUCGAGUAGUGAACUGAACUAUAUCGAGGAGGAGGACGAGGGGCAGGGGCAGGAGGGCGGGGGAGAAGAAGAAAUGAAUAUUGAACCUGACCGCCGUGUUCCUCCGGCAGCAUGA